Messenger RNA from Cladocopium goreaui, 1610 nucleotides. NCBI's taxonomy places the organism in Eukaryota, Dinophyceae, Suessiales, Symbiodiniaceae. The record is from the annotation of a GenBank genome assembly.
AUGAGUGACUACUGGGACGGAUGUAAGGCAGAAGAAGUCCGAAAAUAUCAAGCUCAGUUGAAGGAGAAGGAACUUGAGAGGGCUGCCAAGAAGGCCAAGCGAGAGGCAGAGAAGAAGGCUGAAGAAGAGCGGCGAGCUGCUGCGGGGGAGGAAGCUCCGGAUCAAGAGAUGAAGCCUGCAGAGGAAGAAGAAGAGCCAGAUCAGCCAAUGCCGGAUCCUGCACUGGAGAAACCUCCAGUGGUCCAGUUGAACGAGGAAGAAAUCAAGAUGACCUUCCGCCCAACGGAGCAUCCAGAUUUGAGCGACUCGACUUUGAGUAGUUCUCUGAAUGACUUCACAUUGCCGGACAAGAGUGAGGGCUUUGAAUCUGUCACUUUCAGUUGGAACGCGAAGGCGAAGGCAGAAAGCUAUUUCAAGGAGUGGAAACUAAAAAAGAAGAUCACGACCAAACUCGAAGACCUCAAAGUUGGGGAGUGGUUUAAUCAACAAAGCAACUCCUGGAAGGAGCAAUUGCAGACAUGGAAAAAUCUUCAAGCAAUGUGGAAGGUAGAGGGGGUCAAGAAAGAGCAGGAGGAAGAACCAAAACCCAUGGUGAUGGACGCUCCAGCUGAUGCUACAGCACCUGCAGAAGGCAAUGGGGAAGCGUCGACUGAGGCACCACAGGACGAGGCUAUGCCGCCCGCAGAUGCCACGGAUGCUCCGGCAGCUCCGGCCGCUCCGGCUGCUCCCGCCGCACCGGCAGCGCCGGGCGUGGCUGAUGAAGACCUGGACGUCUUUGGCGUCAACGUGAAUGAUGUCAACGGCACUGGAGAGCCGCUGUGUAGCCUCUUUGCCCUGGAAGAUUGGGUUCUGCUCAUGCUGCGAGUGGAGUUCCACCUGAUGGCCCACUCAUUCAAAAAGGAUGUCACAGACCCAGAAAGGCCUGGCAUCCAUGUGGACAAUGUGCCCUACUACUACAACAAGUACUUCCGAAAGACUUUCUUAGCAAGCCAUUACGGAUUUGAAAGCAACGAGAAGGUUGUGGAGUUGCUGAAGGACACAGUCAGCUUGAACCAACAGAAAGUUUUGGUGCCGGAGUUGGACGAGGACCUGGACAACUUUGACCUGUUUUUGAAGCUCACAGAGGAGGGACGUCGUGAGCGAGAGCUGUUGAUUGAUCUUGGAGAAGACGAGGCCGUACUCAGAUUCAACCAUAGCGUGCUUGCGGCACUAGUCUAUGGCAACAUGGGAAAGGGCUAUUACACGAAAGGCCCAGGUAAAGGUCUAGAUCAGAAGGGCAAAGGCUUCCAGGGGAAAACGUGGCAGGGCAAAGGCUUCGACAAGGGCUAUGACAAGGGCUACGACAAGGGCUACGACAAGGGCUACGACAAGGGCUAUGGCGGUGGUGGCUCUUGGGGCAAGUCAGGUUGCGGAUGCAUGGGAGGCAAACCACAGCCCCAAGUAGAAUUUGAGCUGAAGGUCUUUGGCAAGGAUGGGUGGCAAGAAGGGCUUCAACAACUAUGGCAAGGGUUAUGGCAAGUGAGGGCAGCUUGUGACGCUCGAAAAUUUUGGGCUUAUACGGGGUCGGCCUCUCUGGUCAGACUGCAUUAUGCACACUUGGCAGUUCAAAA